GGCGGCGGGGCCCCCCCUGCCACAACGGGAACCUGGAAGACCUCCCAACCCAAGGGAAGGCAGGCGGAAAGAACGACAGCAGCAUCCUCCCCGACGGCGGACUGUGAGUGGGAGUGUUAGCGGAAGUGGUAGCAGUUAUACCGGUUCUAGCUCCAGAUCUAGAUCCUCCUCCAACUCCCUUUCAUGUUCACGCUCUCUGUCCAGAAAAUCCAGAAAAUCCAGAUCGCUAAGUGUGAGCAGCGUGUCAUCGGUGUCAUCGGCGUCAUCCAGCAGCAGCUCGGUGCGUAGUGCGGACUCAGAUGACAUGUAUGCUGACCUGGCCAGUCCGGUGUCCUCUGCCAGCUCCCGCUCGCCCACACCAAAUCACCCCCGCAAGCACCGAGGGGUUGCACAGGACCGGCCUCCACAUGGAAGGGACAAGAACAGGGAGAGGCCAUCAAAGAAAGAGGAACCCUUCCGGGAAGAUCGAAGGAAGCUUGAGCCGUCUGGUCCCCCACCUAGAGCAGGCAAUCCAGUGCCCAGAACUGGACCUGUUAGCAGGGGUGGCCACCCUGUGCAUCCUCCUCCUGGCAACAUGGGGCCCCCUGGAAGCUACGGAGGUUCAGGGUCCCACAAAGACAUUAAACUCACCCUCCUCAACAAGCAGGGAGAUAAGGGCAGCAGGAAGCGGUAUCUGCCCUCAGACAAGGACAGACCAGGCUCCCCCCUCAGCAAGAGAAUGGCCAUGUCUCCAGACAGAGGCCGUGAUAGAAGAAUACCUGGUCGGCCCCCGCUCUCCCCUCGAAUGGAGCGUCCCAGAGGCCAAGGGCCCCGCCCUGUGCUACCCCAAGGAGACAGAAAACGUCCUUUGUCACCACCCCCCAAGUCAUCUGGGAAAGGCCCAGCAACACCAUCAGGCAAGCCAGCUGGCCCAGGCCCUGCUUCAGCCACUGGCUCGGGCUCCAGCUCAGGGUCGGGCUCCAACAAACCCAGCAACACACUGUCCCGUCGUGAGGAGCUGCUGAAGCAGCUGAAGGCUGUGGAAGACGCCAUCGCCCGGAAGCGAGCAAAGAUCCCUGCCAAAUAAUAUCAGCCCACUCCUCACUUCUUCACCUGUCUGUACAGCCCUGUGAGCCGGGCAACAGUGAGGUUCAUGGGAUGGAAUUUUUUUUUCCCCCUGCUGUCAGUGGACAUGUAAAAAUGUUGUGUGGUUCAUACCACCAGGAUGCUUGUUCACCUUCAGAGAGGUUAGGCUCUGCUCCAUUCUGGGGCGUCGUUCACUCCCAUAUGCCCGACUUUUUCUCCUCUUAAGAACCUUUGAAUAUCUCGGCUGCAAUUUAGGUCAGCAGUGACAAAGAGGAGGGAACAGUUGGGCAUUUGGUGAGAGAGGGACGCCUCAGGAAUGGAGGGUGCUAUGUGUAGACUUCACAGUACAGAAACAGAAGGGGAGUAAGGACUCAAUCACUUACUGUUCACUGUGUUCUUCCAGUGAAAAGGAACCUCUUUAUGUGAUGAAUAACAGAUUUAUACACAUCGAUUCUGCUACUUCUGUCUUUCUUUUCCCCCUUUUCUUAUCUUGUCCUCAUGUUUUUCCUUUUGUUUCCUCUGUGUGGAGUGGUGUGACUGCUGGGUCAGCUCUGCUGGCAACUUACAGCCUACAGGGCUUCACAGUACUUCUUUGUAUAAAUCUACAAAUUAUUGAGCAUCUGUAUUCAGCCCCUGUAGCGAUCACAGUCCCAUUCUUUGUUCACAGCGGACCCAUUGUUAACUAAUGACUCGUCUGCGUUUUGUGUUGUAAGACAGCGUUCACUUGUUCACCGUGUACAAUAAUAGUAAGUCAUCAGGUUCUUUCGAGUGAAUAAUUAUAGACAGCAGUGAUGUGAAGUAUUGCUUUUUAUAUCGGCAACAUUUUUUCUUCUUGACUCGAUUCUGCAAGUGAUAAACCAGUUUUAUUUGUGUCACAUUUUUAGUUGGGGAAUUAUGAGAGAUGGAACGGCAUUUAGAGACAAGAUGUCUUGCUUUUGCGACAAAAGCCUUCUAAAUAAACUAUUUUGAUAAAGAGAUUGUGUUUCUCUGCUGUUGUGCAAG
Molecule: messenger RNA, 2067 nt
Organism: Monopterus albus (swamp eel)
Lineage: Eukaryota; Metazoa; Chordata; Actinopteri; Synbranchiformes; Synbranchidae
Product: zinc finger CCCH domain-containing protein 18-like
Exons: 8
Coding region: 305-1066 (253 amino acids)
Cellular component (GO): precatalytic spliceosome
Molecular function (GO): RNA binding
Source: RefSeq, a predicted model, not a curated record